Molecule: messenger RNA, 6362 nt
Organism: Aedes aegypti (yellow fever mosquito)
Lineage: Eukaryota; Metazoa; Arthropoda; Insecta; Diptera; Culicidae
Gene: Galphao
Product: G protein alpha o subunit
Exons: 9
Coding region: 858-1922 (354 amino acids)
Biological process (GO): adenylate cyclase-modulating G protein-coupled receptor signaling pathway
Cellular component (GO): heterotrimeric G-protein complex
Molecular function (GO): GTPase activity; G-protein beta/gamma-subunit complex binding; GTP binding
Source: RefSeq, a predicted model, not a curated record
GAGGGUGUCAAAGUUGGGCGAGCAAAGAAAGAAAAGUCAAAUAACAAGAACAAGAGUGACGAGUUUUCCAGCAGCAGGACGGGCGCGAUUUGGGCAAACUAAUUUUCUGCAAAAUCACCACCGAAAGGCAGCAGUUAAUUUAUCAAUGAAAUCGCCGCGGCUGUAAUCGGUGAAGUGUGUUGCCCUAAUUGAAAAGUUUCCGUGAAAAACCGCGCGGCCAACUGCCCUGGAACCGACCGACGACUGCCUCAGUGGAAAAGUGUUCUCUUGGUGAAAAGUGAAGUGAGACUCCCAUCUUUUUUUUCCUCCCUGCUACAACUGCUGUGUUCCGAGCGGCUGUGUUCAUCCAUAAGAAAAAUCGUGACAAGUCUGGCUGGUGCUUUUUUGAUGCAAUUUCAUUAACUCGUGACAGCACAGUACUGCAAAAGGAAGUUUAAAGGAAAACAUCUGUUUACUUAGUGAAGUCUCUAACAUAAAUAUAGGGACGAUAGAUGUAUCUACACAUUGCCGCUUAUUCGGGAACGCAAGAGCAAAGCGUGUAGCGAAAAGGCUGAUAAAUAAAUAAGAUCACCUAAUAUAAACAAGUGUGAAAAAAACCGUCGUGUGGCGAACGGCAUCAGAAACAGAUCCACGCAGUCAUUGCAUUUCACAGAGCAAUAAACAGAUUUUGUUAAGAAUAGUAAAAAAAACGAUUUUUUCGAAGAUAAACUUCAAAAAGAAAGGUCAAGUGGACAAAACGAUAAGUAGAAUAUUCUUAAGGUGAAAAGUUUGUGUCGCUCUACAGAGCUACAGUUGUGGUGCUACUGUUCGAUACUAAAAACUCUAGGGCCGAUAGAAACGACACCGGAAGCCUCACCAUGGGAUGCACAUCAUCAGCUGAGGAGCGCGAAGCUAUUGCUCGGUCCAAACAAAUCGAACGAAAUUUAAAGGAAGAUGGAAUUCAGGCGGCCAAGGAUAUCAAACUUCUGCUUCUGGGCGCUGGUGAAUCUGGAAAAAGCACAAUCGUAAAACAGAUGAAAAUCAUUCACGAAAGUGGCUUCACGUCAGAGGAUUUCAAACAGUAUCGACCAGUAGUAUAUAGCAACACAAUCCAAUCGUUAGUGGCAAUACUGCGAGCGAUGCCCAAUCUCAGUAUCGCAUUUGGGAAUAAUGAGCGAGAGUGUGAUGCGAAAAUGGUGUUCGAUGUGGUGCAACGGAUGCACGAUACGGAACCUUUCUCGGAAGAUCUACUAUUAGCGAUGAAAAGACUGUGGUCGGAUUCCGGUGUGCAGGAAUGUUUUUGCCGAAGCAACGAGUACCAGCUUAACGAUUCUGCUAAAUAUUUCUUGGACGAUCUGGAUCGAUUGGGUGCGAAAGAUUAUCAGCCUACUGAACAAGAUAUCCUGAGGACGCGAGUCAAAACCACCGGUAUCGUAGAAGUGCAUUUCUCCUUCAAAAACCUAAACUUCAAACUAUUCGACGUCGGAGGACAACGAUCGGAAAGAAAGAAAUGGAUCCAUUGCUUCGAAGACGUCACCGCCAUCAUUUUCUGCGUUGCCAUGUCGGAAUACGAUCAGGUGUUACACGAAGACGAAACCACGAAUCGUAUGCAAGAAUCGCUAAAACUGUUCGAUUCCAUCUGCAACAACAAGUGGUUUACCGAUACCUCAAUCAUUCUGUUCUUGAACAAGAAGGAUCUGUUCGAGGAAAAAAUUCGGAAAAGUCCCCUAACGAUCUGCUUCCCUGAGUAUACUGGUGGACAAGAAUACGGUGAGGCGGCGGCAUACAUCCAGGCGCAGUUCGAAGCGAAGAACAAAUCAACUUCGAAGGAAAUCUACUGUCACAUGACCUGUGCAACGGAUACCAACAAUAUCCAGUUUGUGUUCGACGCUGUUACCGAUGUUAUCAUAGCCAAUAAUCUGCGGGGUUGUGGUCUGUACUAAAAGGGGGUCCCAGCAACUGGACCACGGUUUGAGAGCAAACCUUCUGUUUUUGUUUCUUUGUUUUUGUAUUAUUAUGUAUUGAUUGGAUGAAGGGCCUGAAGGACGGGCGGUAUUUAUUACAAAUUUGACUAUAAAUAUUACAAAGUAUAUAGAAUCCCACAAACAAAAGGAAAAGUUUAUAUUAGGAAGGAGCUAGGCAAGUCAGAUAGAGAACAGACAAUUUUUGAGUGGUCUCAUUGCGCAAGAACGAAGAACAAAAGAAUGAGCUUGAGUGUCUUGAAUUUAGUAGGACACAGAUGCGAUAGCAGAUGAGAUUACUACGGAGCGAGAGGAACGUCGUUAAUUGAGGAGAAAUGCAAAAAAGGUAUGAAUAUCAGUGUUCACAAAAACUUACAUAUUUCAGUAUAUCUUUUCGAUUAAUUGCAAUCAAAUACAGAAACCCCACAUUCACGCGUACACGCUCUUAUUCAAAUCAUUGAGGACUAGAAGCGUGUCGUCAUUGCUGCAAAUUGUAAAAUGGGAUGACUUUCUAUCCCUAUUUAUUUGGAGCAGCUAGGAAUGAAAUAAUCAUUAAAAUCACAUUAAAUUCACUUGAGCGCUCAUUAUAAUUAAAAUUACAAACCAUAAUUAACUUAUACCCAGAAAAAAAAACGUACUCAUACAAGAACCAAUUUUCUCGUACAAGUAUUCGCAUAAAUCAGAGCUACAUUUGUAUUUUUAUAAGUCUUUAUCUCGGAAGAAUGGUUUAUUUAUUUUAUACAUUAUACCUAAACACAUGACGAGUAAUGGAUCUACAUUUCUAUUUAUAUUUAUUUUAGUGAGUAAUUUAAAAAGCCAUGAACGUUUGGUUUUAGCACAAAGUAUUGUAACGCUUUUGACGGUAAUCCUACUAGAAAACGUGAAUAGCAGAAAGUUACGGGAUUUGAUCAAAGCAAACCGCGGAGGCACAAACGCAAUCGAAUCGCUCUAAAAUGCAGCAUGCCAUGCCAUAAAAAAACCUUCGUUUUUUUUUUUAAUUAUUACGUAAGCGUUGCAAUAUGGUUCUUUAUAAUAGUGUAAAUAGCUUUAUAAUUUUAUAUCAAAUAGCCAUCAAGAAUACCCAAAGAUAGGAGGACGGAAGUAGAGAAAAUUAUACUUAAAAUCAAACAAACAAAAUAAUUUAUUACAUGCAUGACAUGGUCAUUUCGCUUUUGCUUUCAUACUUCUUAGGUAAUGCUUCGACUUAUAAAGCGUCAACUAAAUAUCAUGUGGUAGUUUGGGUUAACCGAUUCAGUGACACACAUUCCUAGAAUGCUUUUUCGUUUAUGUAAAAACAAAUCUGUUAACGGCGUCAACUGAAACAAACUAUCUACAGAACAUUUUCACCGAGACAAUUCAAUCAACUCGAGUACAAAAGAAUAUGAGAUGUUAAAGAAAGUAUUAUGCUUCAAACAUUCCUCGGUCGCCUCGCGGCCAUUGGAAUUUGAAAACAAUCCAUCAAAAAUUUGAACAGGGAUGUAAAUGAUGGCAGUGCAUUUGGAAGAACUUUUGGUACGCUUUGAUUCACUUCUUGAUACCAUGUGGUGGUGGUUUUGUUUCCCAUUUCGAAUAUUACUGCACCAUAGGAUUAGAUGAAAGAAAUCAUAGCCCUUUUUGAUGCUUCUGGAAACUUUACUCUAUUUUUAUAUUGUUCUUGGAACAUUGAAGAAUACUUCCCGUGUCAACUUUAAGGAUGAUUUUGUUUUACACUAAUAACGUCAAAAUUCAUUGUAAGUACAGUUCCAACAGUAGCAUUUGACGUCAUGAUACUGAUGACACUGUUUUUGAAUAAAAAAUGACGGUUGACUUGCUACUCAAAUUUUGUGAGUGUAAACUUUGUUGUACACUAUAAAUUAAAUACAAAAAUGUUACUCUUUUCAAACUUAUUCGCAUCACAAAUUGAAUAGCAAUUUAGCUAAAUAUUUACCAAACAAAUGUCGAGCUAACGAGUUUCAGAUGAUGAAAUGCAAAAUUUGUCGAUUGUUUAAGAUGCUGAAAAGGUAAGAGUGCCUAAUUUCUCAUUCUCUGACGAAGAUCUAGUAGGCACAUCAUUUAUGGAAACAAUAGAAAUGUUAGAAACUUAUGCUAACAAACUUAUGUACAAUUUGUUUUACUUAGCAACGCACAACCAAUUUGUAAUCUAUUUGAUUUACCCUAGCAUUCAUUAACCCAGAAUACAGUUUAGAAAAAUGAGAUCACGACUCAAGAUGACACAAUUAACAUAAAAAUUGAGAAAGAAGGAAAACCAUGACAUCAUUUGUGCCAAUUUUGUAGGGGAAAUGUAUGGAUUAAACUAGAUUUUGUACGCUAGUACUCACCCGCAAGCUCUACUUAUGGUUCCCGUAGAAACAAGCCAACUGUAGCGCUCAUUUUAGACAAGGGUUGCUAUGAUCGAACCCUUCAUAAGAAAUUCAUUUGUAGUUUCAGUUCGAGAAAGCAACAACCAUGUCGAGCAUCAAAUGUAUAGCCCAUAAAAGAAACAAACCCCGAUAUAAAAAGACCAAAACAAUAUUUAAGAAAACAAGAAUAAUAACUUCGUACAAAUGAAAACAUGUGUUAGCUAUCAACCGUAAGAUGUAAUCUCUAUUUUUUCUAAACUGUUAUAUUGUGUUGUUAGAGUCGUUCGUAAAUUUAUCAGCUUUAAUUAUUGGUUUCAACUAAUUUUGACAAUCGCCCUAGUUCAAUUGUUGGUUCAAUUCAAGUGCAACGUCGUGCCCAUGUUUUGCAUCUCAAAUCAGUUUCCUUUAACAAUCUAUGCAGCUUUUCGCGAACUUAAAAUCGAGCCUUCACUGUAUUUUUUGACCCACAGUGCCAUGGAAGUUGAAUAGGACCGCUAUUCAACUUUUAUACAACAAACAUGGUUUUUUGAGAUAUUCUCCUUCUUUUCAUUCCUCAAUCAUAGAGAAAUCAAACGAAGGUGAAUAAAUACUCAACUGAAAUGCCUCGAAAAUUGCAGUGACUGGCCUAACUAAUUCGACUUCUUCUGCCGCAUACAGCCGAUUAAAGAGACACAUCGUGCGAUAGGCAAAUCACUAACCUUUCCCAAAUUUCUCAAAUCAAUCAUCAAUAUAGGUAAUUGCAAAAAUGCUACCACUAACCCAAAAUUGAACUCUAGUCAUCGCAGCUACCAAACCUUUACUUGCGGCAAACAAAUGAAAAUGGCGCAACUAAAACAACUAGUUUUAUUUUCGUCUAAGGAAACACAGAUUCGUGUAUUUUAUAAACCAAUGUCAUGAAGCACAAAACCAAUGCUUUCGCGUUAAAGUUAUCAUUUAAGACUUCGUACUUUCGCCAAAAAAAAAAACUUCACUGUUCACUAAAACUUUGACCUACUAUCUAAAAGUCCGAAGAUGGUAAUCUUGCGCAUUUAGCUAAAUAAUAUAAAAUCCAUUCAAAGCGUAAUUUCCAAAUAAUGCUGCUAUUAUAAAACAAAAUUGAAAACUAAUACAAGUUAGUAUAUAUUUGACGAAAUAUAUCCGCUUACAAAAUAUUAUUAGUAUAUUUUUUGAAAAACAAAAAAUAAGUAGUAGAAAGAACGAGAAAAUAAAACAUAGUUUUAGUAGCAUAAGUAAGCAAGUCAUUACAAAAAGAAACACUAUUAAGCGAUUGAAAGGAAAAAUCUAGCAUAGCACUGUAAAGUAAAUUACAGAGAAUGAACUUCAAACCUCCAACAACAACAAAACUAAUAUCAAACAACAUCAUCUCCAAAUCAAAGAGAUCAACAAUAAGGCGAUUCAUAUGAGGCAAAUUACCCGUGAACAAAAAUCAGGCCCUAAAGCACUGAGCCCGUUGGAUCCAGAAAAAAUCCCAACGGGAUGCAGAACAAAAAUUCUAGUUAAGAUGGUAAUAAAUGAAAAAAAUAGAACAACCAACGUUUAAUCGUAAAACCAAGUUGUCGAUGCACUAUUUAAAACAAAGGAAAUAAAUGAGACAGAAAUACGUUUAGCGAACAAAGCAAAACUUAACAACGUAGUCAAACUCGGAAGUUGAAAAGAAACAAAGCAUUUAGUUAUAAAAUCAAACAAAUAAGAGAACAAAAACCAAUCGCACGAAAGCGAUUAAAAUCAACAAGAGAAAAGCAACAGAACUAGACAUUCAUCACCAUUGCAUUAUUAUUAAAACAAAACAUAUGUAUCGCAGAUAACGAGUCGAAAGAAUUAAAUCAUAUACUUUUUUCUUUUUGAAAAGGGCAAACAUUGUUAACUAAGAAAAACCAAAAAAAAAACAAACAGCAGGCAAACAAAAAAAAAACGAUGAAGCGAUCAUAAGCUAUUUAUUGCUACAAACCAGUAAUAUAGUACUAAUUGGUAAGAAAAAUAGUUCUGACAACAACAACCAAAAUCCAAUGUAAUGAAAGUAAGUAAAUUAGUAAACAAAACCAGCUACUUGAGGCAUCACUCUGUACGAAAUGAAGGCAAACCA